Messenger RNA from Camelus dromedarius (Arabian camel), 2435 nucleotides. Its product is annotated as neuroblastoma breakpoint family member 4-like. The record is from RefSeq and is a predicted model, not a curated record. The transcript has 9 exons. NCBI's taxonomy places the organism in Eukaryota, Metazoa, Chordata, Mammalia, Artiodactyla, Camelidae. Bases 111 to 1028 code for a protein of 305 amino acids.
UUUGCAUUUCCUGAACAGAAAGUGCUAUGUGCUCUGGAGGUAGCCUGUGGUUCCUCGCAUGUUAAAGCAGAUGCAAUUGGAACUGACUUCCCAGACUUCCCUCUGGAUGUAUGCCCAGGAGUGAGAUUCCUGGAUCAUAUGAAAACCAAAAUGAUCAAGAUGGGGUGAAAGGAGUAGAGCCAACUAUCUGCAGGCUCAGCACGGAGCUGCCGCAGAUGGUAGAGGAUGACAUCCCACGGCACUCAGUGGAGGAGUCCUAUUUGACUUACUCAGCUCUUCCUGACCUGUCAGACUCCUUCUGGCCUUAUAGGAGCACCGCCAUCUACUCAUUUGAGGGAUUGGAACUCUCUUAUGCUCGGGAUGUCACCCAAAAUCAUACUGUUCUUGAGGAAGAAGAGGAACAAGACCAAAUAUGUUCCAGCGCACCUGACCCCAGAAGCCUCAGUAGUGAGCAGCCGGUGGUAGAAGAGAAUGAAGGCCCACAGGACUCACUGGAUGAAUGUUAUUUGACCAGUUCUGUUGGCCAUGACCUGUCAGACUCCUGUAGGCCUGACAGAGGUGCCUCAUUCCCUUGGGACCAACAGGGAGUCUUCUCAGCGCUUGCUGUACAUGGUGACUCCUGGGAGGACCGUCGCCAAGGGCCUUUGAGUUUCCAAGGGUCAGAGAUGGAAGCUUCACAAGCACAACUGCAGACAAGCACCCAGGUGACCCAUCACCUGCAGCUGCAGCGGGACCAGCAGUUUGACUGUGGUGACGGCAACGCCAGGCUCGGCCUUCCCUCCACCGUGUGGGGCUUCACAGCCAACACUGACCAAGGGCUGCCCCUGCAAGAGCUGGGUUUGGAUGCUUCCAUCGGAAUGAAGAUCCCUCCCAAGGUGGAGGGCGAGGGCUCAGCUGCCAGCCAGCAUGAACGUCAAGUCUCUAGCAACAGUAAUGCCUCCAGUGUCCUGAAGCAGAAGAUUCUGCGAAGAAAACUGCUGCGCAGCAAGUGGAGAAUAGCAUGCAGGUUCCCUGGCCUUCAAGCGUAGGGGACAGAGCACCAGCCUCGGGCUCCCCCUUCAGCCCCUCCUCUCAAGAGGAUCCCAGCCUGCUCCUGACUCUUGUCACCAUGUGGUCAUCCCUCCAGGCUCAGCCGUCAGCAGAACCCAACGAAGACCCACAUUUGAUCCCUCUGUCUCUCUCUCUGUCCCUCUCUCUAUCUCUCCUAUGUCUCUCCAUCUCUCCCCUGUCUCUCUUUCACAGUUAACGCAUUAUUUUCGGUACUCUGAAAAGAUUUUGCCAAUUUGAAGAAACCACAUCAUCAAAUUUACCUUUCCCACUAGAUGUAAACUAUCUGCAACAGAAAAUCCGGUUAAAGUCCAAACUGAACACUGCAGGGAUGCUUUGCUGAGAAUCAACAUCACAAUCACCAGCCACAAUCCAUGAUUUUUACUCCAAAGGACUGAUUUGAUGGGAGAAAUCCCAGGCAUCAGUCCCCAAAUGUGACCCAGUGCUAAGGAGACCAGUGCUUAGAUGGAUGCACAGCUGUGAGAGACUUUAACGCUUGCUUCUGUGAAUUGCCAUCCUGCACACACUGGCAUCUGGAGCAGCUGGAAGAAGGCAACAUGUCAGCCUGGACAAUCUUUGCCACCAGAUGGGCUGUGCUCGGUGCAGGUGGCAUUAACCAUGCAGUGUCCGUGCUGAAAAGGUUUCGCUUGAGUUUCGUCAUGAGGUAGUUAUCAGACAACUGCAGAAUCUAGACCACUGAACAGGACAAGUGGCCUGUGUUUUUCAAACAGGCAAUGCCUCCACAAAUUAGAUGACAGAAAGGAGAAGAGAUGUUUUGGGUUCCAAAGAACUAAAGAGAUUGUGCUGCUGUAUUUCUUUAGUCCUUUUGAACCCAAACCCUCUCCUCACCUUUCUGUGGUUGUCUUUAAUGGUGGUGACAUUGACUUGUGUGCAGAACACAGGUCAGUUGUCUGGCUCAAAGGUCUACAUUCUGCAGUUGUCUGACCCCUUCCUCAUCAUUAAACUCAGGCCAACCCGUCUGCCAAUGAUGCCACUUACUGAACACUGUUUGCUUCCUGGCACAGCCCCUCUGGAGAGUAAGCACGUCCACUUUGCGUGUCACCACUCUUGUCCUCUUAGCAUUGAACACUUCGUCAUGGAGGCAGGAGCCAGUGACAUCCGUUCAUUGGAACACACGUUUCUCUGUGUAGAAUCAGUGAUUUGAUGAGUAGUUCUCUGAGAGUGAAUAAAUAUCUUAUUCUAUGAUUGUCAUUCUCUAAACUGUUGCCAUCCCUGAUCGAUCCCCGAUGUGUGUCAAUUACCAUAUUUAUGUUUGUGAAGCAGAAAUUUUCCAGUGCAGUCAUUCUGUUCAUUUAUACUGCUGGCGUUGUGCUGUGGAAAAGACAAUCCCUACCCCUUCCAUUUAAUUAAAAGUUCUUUGGAGUUUU